AUGAAAUUAGGGCCAUUAAAUGUGUUCUCAGUGUCUCCAUCUAUUGCGAAAACACUUUGCCGUUCACUGUUACCCUCACCUUGGAGUGACCUAUCACCUGAAGAAAUAACCAUUGAACCAAUAACCACCGGUCGAUCAAAUCGCCUGUUUAUCUGUACCCGGCCAAUAAUCGUACCACAAUCAACUAAUUGUGAUACAAUUUCUUCUGAAACCUGUUCAUGUUCAUCUUCAUCAUCAACCACCAGUUCCUCAUCUCCUGUUAUACUUUUAUCACCUGAAAUCUGUUCCCAACCAUCAUCAUCUUCAGAUGAUGAUUCUGAUUACAAUCCUAACGGUGACUUAAUUAAUACUCUUACUAAGCGGGAAUCUGCCAGUAAACUUCAUAAGGUAAUCGUACGUUUCUAUGGAAGUGACCUGACAGGUGAAGGUAAUAGAUACAAAUGUGUCUCCGAUGAAGAGGAGAUUAAAAUUUUAACCAUUCUAUCAGCUCGGUAUAUGUCACCCAAUGUAUUGGCCGUUUUUCCCGGCGGACGAAUCGAUGAGUAUAUUGAGUCGGUAACUUUUUCGCCCAAACAAUUGGGUCAUAUUGAUAUUUUAACCAUUCUAGCGGGUAAAAUAGCUCAAUACCAUUCGACACCAUUUAAAUGUGAACGAAUCUAUGAUCUUGUUGAAAUAUUUCGUGAUAAUAUUUCCCAAGCAAUCAAAAUUUUAUCCACAUACGAUGAGACAAAUCUAAAUGAUGAUCGCUCAGAAUCAUCAAUUCUGUUAUUAAGGAAAAUUAAAAAUUUCCUAACCGGUAAACCUGCUGACCAAUUGACCAGAAAAUUUGUCAAUGUCAAACAUAAAACGGUCUUUGCUCAUUUUGACCUAAAUUAUACUAACUUUUUAUUUCCCAAAAAGUCAAACAAUUUACUAGAAACUAAAUCAACGUUUGAUGUUAUGAUUAUCGAUGUGGAAAACAGUGCAAACAAUUUUCGUGGAAUCGAUUUGGGAAAAUUUUUCGCUGAACUUUGUAUUGGUGAUGGUUCUCAAGAUUUAUAUUAUAUUCCUGAUUCAGCAAUUGAAAUAUUCGUCGAUCAUUAUCUUAAUGAAUGGAAAUCAAUAGUCCCUCCUGAACAAUAUGACCCAGAGACCGAUAAUCAUGAUCAUUUGCUCCUCGAAUUACAAACUGGCUUCUUAUACAAUACGAUAUUCAACAUGGUCUGGAAUGUAUUACAUCCCAAUUUUGGGACACACGAUUUCCUCCGCAAUACUGCCCUUCGAAUCGACGUCUUUAAUCACUACAAUCAACUAUGGUCACAAAUCAAUCAAUAGAAUCAACCACUUUCACAAUGGAAACCAAGUAAUCACUUCAAUCGAAAAACUAAUCAGUACAAUAUUUCUUUUUAUUCUUUUAAUCACUUCCCUUAUUCAUAUAUAUAUAUAUCGAUAAUCAUUUAAAUAAUUGACAAAAAAACCGACAAUUUAUAUUGAUUGUUUGACAGUUUUUCCACAAAAAAAAAUCACGCAAAAAUCAAUUAAUUGCUUCAGGACAUUUGAAAAGGUCAACAAUUGAUUUCUUUUUCUCCUGUUAAUCGUAAUUAUCAAAGACCAAAGUUGAUUAUUAAAUAAAAAAACAAAAUGCUUGAUAUGAUUA
This is a messenger RNA of Panonychus citri (citrus red mite), 1636 nucleotides long. Its product is annotated as choline/ethanolamine kinase-like. The coding region runs from base 1 to 1314 and encodes 437 amino acids. Gene Ontology annotation, molecular function: ethanolamine kinase activity. Gene Ontology annotation, cellular component: cytoplasm. NCBI's taxonomy places the organism in Eukaryota, Metazoa, Arthropoda, Arachnida, Trombidiformes, Tetranychidae. The transcript is spliced from 3 exons. Gene Ontology annotation, biological process: phosphatidylethanolamine biosynthetic process. The record is from RefSeq and is a predicted model, not a curated record.